Betta splendens (Siamese fighting fish) is the source of this 1740-nucleotide messenger RNA. It is a transcript of the gene elof1, whose product is annotated as elongation factor 1. Bases 26 to 277 code for a protein of 83 amino acids. The transcript has 3 exons. Gene Ontology annotation, molecular function: RNA polymerase II complex binding. Gene Ontology annotation, cellular component: transcription elongation factor complex. The record is from RefSeq and is a predicted model, not a curated record. Lineage: Eukaryota; Metazoa; Chordata; Actinopteri; Anabantiformes; Osphronemidae. Gene Ontology annotation, biological process: transcription elongation by RNA polymerase II.
AGACAUUUGAUUCACUUCGUGCGCAAUGGGUCGUCGCAAGUCCAAAAGAAAGCCCCCUCCUAAGAAGAAGAUGACGGGAGAUCUGGAAACUCAGUUCACCUGCCCGUUUUGUAACCACGAGAAGUCGUGUGAUGUCAAAAUGGAGAGAAACAGAAAUACUGGGAUAAUAUCGUGCACAGUCUGCCUGGAGGAGUUCCAGACACCUAUUACCUAUCUGUCAGAGCCAGUUGACGUGUACAGUGAUUGGAUAGAUGCCUGUGAAGCAGCUAAUCAGUAGCCUUCAAGGAGCUGUGGAGAAGAGCCUGGUGGGGCUUAGAAGUCAAGCUGGUCAGAGGACAUUCAAUAAAUUUAGAUUAUUCACAGAUCUUUGUAUAGAAAUUUUACAGCUAUAUGAACAGCUGUUUAUACUGGGAUAUGAAGUACUUAACAUAACCGUCUCUGAAUUCUUCCUACUUUUUAUUUCUGACCUUCUUUACUAUAGUUCUAUAGUUCUUAGAUUUUUUUAUAAUUUGUCUGCAGAUUACAUUGAUGUGUUUAAUUAUUUUCAAUUUUGGCCCUUUAAAAAGUAGUUUGUCUUGCUUUUUAUCUACUUUUUCAUAGGUUGAUCGGUUUAUCUAAAUCAAUAUAAUUUCAUGCAAGAGCAUUUGGAGAAAUAAUAUUAGUAGGCAGAUGGAUUUUGGCAUAUUAAAAAGUAUGUAUCUGGUUAUUUCACAAGGAGGAAGAGUGACUGAACAGUAGAUGUUGCACUCUACAUUUAUUUAGUCUAUCUUAAACGUUACAAUUACUGUGAGAACUCAGCCUACAGCAGGAUCUGGUUGGAGAAGAAAUUUUCCUGCAGUAGCAGCCUUUGCAUAGUCUAGGUGGGAGUGAACGUCUUUGUUUGAGUGAAUACACAGUUUAGGGCAGCAGCAGCACUGGGAUGAUGUCACACUAAGCAAUUUGUUUUUACCAUCUCAUCUCAAUGCAGCGUAGUUGAUCUAAGGAUUCUCUAAUGUUUGCUGAACUAUGUAAUCCUCGGUCACCCUCAGUUAAGCAUAAUGUUCGGUGUGUUGUUCAGAGAGGAGCAACAUUAGGUAAGAUCGGUGUGUAUCUGCUAGAUUCCUACAUUUUGAAUUGUUCUUAAUCCAUUUGCUUUUCAGUUCAUUGUGUCUUUUUAAGUUACAGAUUGAAGAAAAAAGGACAUUAAAUGUAAAUCAUCUUUAUUGAGCAUAUACCUUAUGUACUGUAAUUGUAUCCUAAUCUGUAAUAGUGUUGCUCUAUGCAAUUGCGAUCAGUGUUAUAGAUCAUACAAGCAAACAGUUUUUAAAAUGUAAUGACUUCACAAAAGGGUAAUUAUGGAAAUAAAGAAGCGUUGAGAGUUGAUACUGUUAAGAUGGAUUUUUAUUCUGUUGUAAAGUGAAGUAAAUGUACUGUAUUUUUCUACCACAGUUGAGCCAAUGUUUGUUAAUCACAGAAUUCCACACAAACUUGAUGUUUUUAUUGUUUUUUUAACCUGUUUGUUCAGAUCUUUAACUGGUUUAAUGUAGUAGCGGGGCUCAAGAUGACCUGUCAAAGAAAAGAUGCACGUUCAUGAGCUCGGUUCUGAGACGAUAGGCAUAAAUUACUCUGUUAAUAUUUAUCUCUGUGUUGUAGUAUAGAUGUAAUGAUAAAACAGCAGACUCAGCUUUGAAUGUGGGCUUUUUAUUUAACUCCCAUCUUCUUGACAUCAUCAAUAAAAGCUGUUGUUAGUUGUACUGUUAA